GACAACUACGUCACUUCCUCUACCCGCAUUAGACCCUUUAGCCGUUUGUUUGCUAAGCUAACCUGCACCAUAGUGCGGCAAUUCUCCAAUAUGGUGGAUUUAAUGACUUUUAAGAGUGAGGUGGCGUUCAUCGUGAAUAACCUGGCCAAGGCGGUGGUGGCGGAGAUUUUCACCGCGGCGGAGAAAGUCUCUUUAAAUAAACAAAACCCCGAAACUGAGGAGAAGCUCGGCGCUCUGGUGGACAGUCUGUGUGGUGAAGCUGUGGAGAAGAUCGUGGAGGUGGUGGAGCUGGCAGCUGUGAAGCAGGAGGAGACUGGAGGAGAGCGGAGAGGUCGUCCUCAGUCUGAAGAGAGCUGUGAGGACGGUGGAGGAGAGCACCCCCCCACAGAACAGACCUACAUCCUGGUUUACGGGAGCGCCGCGAUCGACUCCAGGUGUGUGCUGGUGUCAGUGCAGAGCGGAGCUGACGGUGACGGUGAAGGUAAAACCAGCUCCACUGAGGGAACAGGUGAAGUGAUGACUCCACACGACAAACACUCCUCCCCCUCCCCUCCCCCUCAGGCUGAUUUCCCUGACCAUGAGUACGCCCGGCCGUCCUCGCCCCCGCCUGGUGCCGCCGCAGCAGAGGAGGGCGGAGUCUGUGCAGCACGCAGCAGGAAGCAGCGUCGCGGCCGCAGGAAAAGAGACACAGACCCAACAGAGACGUCAGAAACUGAGCAGUGCUCCCAGUGUGGGAUGUUGUUUCCAAACACAGAGCGGCUCUCUGACCACCACAGGAAGUCUCACCCGGUGUGCUCGGUGUGCGGGACGUCGUUCACCGGCAUCCUGAAGCUCCGCGAACACGAGAUCAGAGAGCACGGGCUGCUGCCGUACACCUGCGACUACUGCCCCAAACGAUUCAACCACAAAGCUCACCGCGACCUGCACGUCAAGGCCCGACACACGGGAGAGAAGAGCUGCCACUGCGACAUCUGCGGGAAGGGCUACUCCUGCAUCAGCGUGCUGAAAACACACAGGAUGACUCACUUCGACAAGACGUUCAUCUGCGACGUCUGCGGGAAGAGCUUCUACCACGCCUGCCACCUCACCCGCCACAAACUGGUGCACCAGGACGUCCGGCCGUACCAGUGCUCCACCUGCGGGAAGGGCUUCACCCAGGCCGCCAACCUGCGCAGCCACCAGGCCAUCCACACUGGAGAGAGGCAGCUGUGCUCCGUCUGCGGGAAGAGCUACCGCUGCCUCAAGAACCACGUCAUCAGCAAACACUCGCACGAGCUCCCCGCCGACGAGCUGCCGGCCAGAGACGCCAUCAUCACCUGCGAGGUCUGCGGCAAGAAGUUCCCCAACCCGUCGCAGUUCAGAGUCCACCAGAGGAGCCACACAGGGGGAGAAACCGUUCCACUGCGACAUCUGCGGGAAGAGCUACCGUCUGAAGGAGCUGCUGAGGGACCACAGGUACACCCACACCGGAGAGAAACCCUACAGCUGCUCCCUCUGCUCCAAAACCUUCAACCUGGCCACCAGCUUCAUGAGGCACCGCAGCAUCCACACCGGGGAGACACCGUACAGCUGCCACGACUGCGGGAAACACUUCCGCCUGCUCACCUUCCUCAAGGCUCACCUGCAGACCAAAGCUCACCUGAGGCGGACACAGCAGAGGCAGCCGGUGACCUCUGACCUCUGACACAAGAGUUAGCGUUACGAUCACACCACACCGGCAAACACCUGAUAGUCUAUCAGGGUCCUGGAGCAGAGAACAUGACUUUACUGCUGCUUCACAUUUCAGGUUCAAAUUCCUUCCAUCAUUCAGUUUUUAUGAAUUAUUAUCUCACUGUGUCUUUUCGAGAAGAUAAUCACAGACUGUAACUGAAACAGGAUGAAGUGCAGUUUUAACUGAACGUGAACAAAACAUUUCAAAUGUAAAAACAUCUGACGUUCACCUUGGUGAAUAUUCAUAUUCAGUCAGAUUCAAGGAUCCACCUGUGCCAGGUGAUUCUCUGAUAACUGACCUGACUCUGAGCUGAUCCUGGAUCUGAGGCUCUGUCCACACAUUCAGAACUAAAACCUCUCUGUGCAAACCAGUGUUUUAGCUCCAGGAACAGGAAGUAGAUUGUUUACAGUGUGAGGACACCGAGCUGUGAUUCGUUGUCCAUGUCAUCACUGAGGCUGACAUGGGUCAUGUGAUCAGAUCAGGAAGUGAAGGUGUGUGUCUGUGUUUGAGGGGUUUGACCUGUGGGUGUGGACGCAGCCUGAGCUGCUGGGCUGCUGCUUUCUGACGUCUGUAUCUGUAACUCAGGCUUUAAUCUGCUGCAGCCUGAUCGCACAUAAUUCCCACUUUGCUGUGGUCAGAUGAUAAUUGUAAUCCAGCCGGCCUGUGUCUUUAAGCUCACAGUGUUUUUCUCUCUCAUGCUGUUUGUUUCUCUGCAGACCAGAGGUCAGAUUAAAGGAUGUAUACAACA
Lates calcarifer (barramundi perch) is the source of this 2459-nucleotide messenger RNA. RefSeq names its product zinc finger protein interacting with ribonucleoprotein K. Gene Ontology annotation, cellular component: nucleus. Lineage: Eukaryota; Metazoa; Chordata; Actinopteri; Centropomidae. The transcript is spliced from 5 exons. Bases 91 to 1677 code for a protein of 528 amino acids. The record is from RefSeq and is a predicted model, not a curated record. Gene Ontology annotation, molecular function: RNA polymerase II transcription regulatory region sequence-specific DNA binding; DNA-binding transcription factor activity, RNA polymerase II-specific. Gene Ontology annotation, biological process: regulation of transcription by RNA polymerase II.